UGCAGCCGCCGUCGCGGCCGCCCCGCGCGCGCGACGGAGACGGCGCGACGCGGCGAGCGUCGGCGACGGUCGUAAGCGGCGUAUCAAUAAUACGUGCACGAAUGAAAUAAUAGAUUAUUCGUUUGUUCGAAUCGCCCGUAAACAAAAUGUUAACAUCCAUUACCGAGAGCGCUUUCGCCACGCGCCGCGCGCUUACGGCGCCGCCGCGAGUGCGACAGGGACGGCUGCAGGCGCGCGGCGCCGCCGGGGCCGGGACAAUGCGAGCGCUAUCUGUUUUUGUACCAGUCGACUGCGAGUUUUCACAUUAAACGAUCAUUGUAAGGGCGAACCAAUCAAACUGCAAAUUUAUACAAAUUGAUACUAAACGGGUUAUAUUAAUUUUAUAACAAAAAUUAAGUGUGUAAAUAAGUUGAGCGGUGCUGUAAUUAAAACUAAUUGGGAGUAAUAAAGUGAUAAUUAUUUUGUAUUAAGGCGGGAUUUUAACGGUAUUUUGACAUACUGCGGCCGCGGGAGAUCCUUUUUUUGAGGACCGUCGCUUCCUUGCUGUCCGAGCGAUAAAUAAAUUCAAAAAUGACAGUUGUGCCCUCGUGACCGGAUCCGGAAGUUCACGAGCCGUCAGUGCGUGUCUGGUGCUUUUCUCUUUGACCGUUGUUCGGAGUUGUGUGAAUGUUCAGUGAAAGGAAAGCCACGAUGUCGGCAUAGGGGGCGGCCAGGGUUGGCCUUUUAAGGCCAUGCUUAACAACCUCACGGCGACAGCUUUAGGAGGUCACAAAGAGUGCGGCGACAGUAAGCUCGAGCUAGAGCUGAAGCCGAGCGUGGAGCGGCACCAUGCGCCCGGCGGAGCGCGCCUGCUCGCGCACAGCAUACGAGCCGACCAUCUGCAAGGUAACGCUGACCGCACGCACACCGAGUGCGGCGUGCGGCGUGCGGCGUGCGGCGACACAGAGCUCGAGCUAGAGCUGAAGCCGAGCGUGGAGCGGCACCAUGCGCCCGGCGGAGCGCGCCUGCUCGCGCACAGCAUACGAGCCGACCAUCUGCAAGGUAACGCUGACCGCACGCACACCGAGUGCGGCGUGCGGCGUGCGGCGUGCGGCGACACAGAGCUCGAGCUAGAGCUGAAGCCGAGCGUGGAGCGGCACCAUGCGCCCGGCGGAGCGCGCCUGCUCGCGCACAGCAUACGAGCCGACCAUCUGCAAGGUAACGCUGACCGCACGCACACCGAGUGCGGCGUGCGGCGUGCGGCGUGCGGCGUGCGGCGUGCGGCGACACAGAGCUCGACCUAG
Bicyclus anynana (squinting bush brown) is the source of this 1283-nucleotide messenger RNA. RefSeq lists its product as uncharacterized. The transcript has 2 exons. The record is from RefSeq and is a predicted model, not a curated record. Bases 732 to 1283 code for a protein of 183 amino acids. NCBI's taxonomy places the organism in Eukaryota, Metazoa, Arthropoda, Insecta, Lepidoptera, Nymphalidae.